AUGGCAGAGAAGAUUCUGCAGUGGAAUUGCGUCGAGCAGCUGGCGCGCGAACUACAACCACCCAGGAAAUCAAGUGUUUCAGGGCAGGUCGUCCUGAUCUCCAAGGCGGUGCGGGCCUACGGCGCCGACUUCGACGGCAAGGCCGAGCGGUUCCUGCGACGGUACCGCGAGUUCCUUACCGAUUCCGUCGUGGUCGCGGUGCUCAGGGCGGUGCGCUCCCCGGAGCUCUGCGUCAGGUUCUUCCUCUGGGCCGAGCGCCAGGUGGGUUACAGCCACACUGGUGCCUGCUACGACGCGCUCGCCGAGGUCUUGGGGUUCGAAGACCGCGCCAGGACCGCCGAGAGGCUGCUUAGGGAGAUUGGGGAGGAUGAUCGUGACGUGCUCGGCAGAUUGCUCAAUGUGCUGGUGCGGCAGUGUUGCCGCCAAGGCAUGUGGGGCGAGGCGCUUGAGGAGCUUGGGAGGCUGAAGGACUUUGGGUACAGGCCGUCCGCGGUGACCUACAAUGCACUCGUGCAGGUGCUUGCGAGCGCGGGGCAGGUGGAAAUGGGGUUCCGAGUGCAGAAGGAGAUGUCGGCAUCAGGGUUCUGCAUGGACAGGUCCACAGUCGGAUCCUUUGCGCAGGCUCUGUGCAAGGAGGGACGUUGGGGCGAUGCACUUGACAUGAUAGAGAGGGAGGAUUUUAAGCUCGACACUGUGUUGUGCACCCAGAUGAUCAGUGGACUGAUGGAGGCCUCCCUUUUCAAUGAGGCCAUGUCAUUUCUUCACAGGAUGCGGUGCAACUCGUAUAUCCCGAAUGUGGUAACAUAUAGGACGCUGCUCUCAGGAUUUCUGAAAAAGAAGCAGCUUGGCUGGUGCAAGAGAAUCAUUAACAUGAUGAUGACAGAGGGUUGCAAUCCAAAUCCUUCAUUGUUCAAUUCACUUGUGCAUACUUACUGCAAUGCUGAGGAUUAUGCAUAUGCAUAUAAACUGUUUAAUAGGAUGAAUAACUGCGGUUGUCCUCCUGGUUAUGUUGUAUACAACAUAUUCAUUGGAAGCAUUUGUGGUCGAGAAGAAUUGCCAAAUCUUGAGUUGUUGGAUUUGGCAGAGAAAGUCUACGAGGAGAUGCUGGUUGCUAGCUGCGUUCUCAAUAAGGUUAACACUGCCAAUUUUGCUCGGUGCCUUUGUGGUGUGGGAAAAUUUGAGAAGGCAUUUCAGAUAAUGAAGGAGAUGAUGAGGAAAGGCUUUGUUCCUGAUGCAAGCACGUACACUAAGGUGAUUACUUUUCUGUGCCAGGCUAACAGGGUAGACAAGGCCUUCCUUUUAUUUCAAGAGAUGAAGAAGGUAGGUGUUAAUCCGGAUGUGUACACAUACACAAUUUUGAUCGAUAGCUUUUGUAAGGCUGGUCUCAUUGAACAAGCCCAGGGCUGGUUUGAUGAGAUGAGAAGUGCUGGCUGCUCACCAAAUGUAGUGACAUAUACUGCAUUGCUUCAUGCUUACCUGAAAUCUAAGCAGCUCUGUCAGGCUAAUAUCAUCUUCCACAGAAUGGUUGAUGAUUCCUGCUAUCCAAAUGCCGUUACAUAUAGUGCACUAAUUGACGGCCUCUGUAAGACGGGCGAAAUCCAAAAGGCCUGCGAAGUCUAUGCCAAAUUAAUAGGGACUUCUGACAGUAAAGAAUCUGAUUUCUACUUUGAAGGCAAGGACACAGACACCAUUUCUCCAAAUGUUGUCACCUAUGGUGCACUUGUAGAUGGUUUGUGCAAAGCUCAAAAGGUGGCUGAUGCUCAUGAGUUGCUAGAUGCUAUGCUAUCAUCUGGCUGUGAGCCCAACCAGAUUGUUUAUGAUGCUCUGAUUGAUGGUUUUUGCAAAGUUGGAGAAAUUGAUAGUGCUCAGAAGGAUUCAUGUAAUCCUAAUGUCGUCACUUACACAGCUAUGGUUGAUGGGCUCUGUAAAACAGGUGAAACUGAAAAAGCCCUAAACCUGCUGUCAUUGAUGGAAAAGAAGGGAUGCAGUCCAAAUGUUGUAACUUACACUGCCCUAAUACACGGACUAGGGAAAGCUGGUAAAGUUGAUGCAGGUCUUAAGCUUUUUAUGCAAAUGAAGACAAAAGGAUGUGCUCCCAACUAUGUUACAUACAGAAUACUGAUAAACCAUUGUUGUGCUGCUGGUCUUUUGGACGAUGCCCAUUUACUGCUUGAUGAGAUGAAGCAGACCCACUGGCCAAAGUAUCUGCAAGGAUACCGCAACACAGUUCAGGGUUUCAGCAAGAAGUUUCUUGCUUCUCUUGGUUUGUUGGAGGAGAUGGAAUCACAUGACACAGCACCGAUAGCUCUUGUUUAUGGGAUGCUCAUUGAUAGUUUCUCCAAGGCUGGUAGACUGGAGACAGCCUUGGAGUUGCACAAAGAGAUGAUGGAAGUCUUGUCAUCCCUAAAUAUGGCCAGCACGGACAUGCACACCUCAUUAAUCCAGGCACUUUGUUUAUCAUCUCAAGUUGAAGAAGCAAUUGCAUUAUAUAGUGAAAUGACCAGGAAAGGCAUUGUACCAGAUUUAAGUGCCUUUGUUUGUCUUGUAAAGGGACUAAUUGAAAUGAAUAAGUGGAAUGAAGCUCUUCAGUUGUGUUAUGGCAUAUGCCAGGAGGGUGUGAACUGGCAGGGUAACAAAUUCUGUGAUGGAGGUCACCCUGAGACAGAAAUGUGCAACUCAUGGAUGACUGAAGAAAAACAGCAACCAGGACUUGGAGUAGCACUGCACUACAAAGAGAUAAGAUUGAUUCUUAAGCUACAUGUAUGGGUGCUGCUUCUGCUGAUGAUCAUGAUGAUUGAAGAAAAUCUUCAGUACACUGCAUGCAGUCAAAUUGCACUCACAUGGACAAAGAAAUUUCACUGGCUAUCAAGAUUAGUCUUUGUAUAUAAGAUGGUGAUGGUUACAGAAGUCUUGCUGGUGGUGAAGAUAGCAUGA
Molecule: messenger RNA, 2934 nt
Organism: Triticum turgidum subsp. durum (durum wheat)
Lineage: Eukaryota; Viridiplantae; Streptophyta; Magnoliopsida; Poales; Poaceae
Source: the annotation of a GenBank genome assembly